Messenger RNA from Dromiciops gliroides (monito del monte), 1172 nucleotides. It is a transcript of the gene TRAPPC3L, whose product is annotated as trafficking protein particle complex subunit 3L. NCBI's taxonomy places the organism in Eukaryota, Metazoa, Chordata, Mammalia, Microbiotheria, Microbiotheriidae. The transcript is spliced from 6 exons. Gene Ontology annotation, biological process: endoplasmic reticulum to Golgi vesicle-mediated transport; intra-Golgi vesicle-mediated transport. Bases 211 to 804 code for a protein of 197 amino acids. Gene Ontology annotation, cellular component: TRAPP complex; cis-Golgi network membrane; cytosol. The record is from RefSeq and is a predicted model, not a curated record.
AUUUGAUAUGUAUCAAGUUGUUGAGGCUAGAAGUUAAUUCUCCUGUCCACAAAAUUUCACCUCCACAAUUGAACAGAGAGCAACGAGUGUGGAAGCAGCCUUUUUUUGAAUGCUGAGACACUUGAGAGUGAGGGAAGAUCGAAAGGCCUCUGACAUUGUAGGCAAAAGGAAAGAAAUUGAUCAUCUCUCAUUCGUCAUUGUUCAACUACCAUGUCUCGCCCAGGAAACAGACGGCCAGAAUACCAUAAAAUAGACUGGCAUUUACCAGCAAUUUCAUCCUCUGCUUCGGCACAUUCUAUGAACAGAGAUCUCUUUGUACUCACCUAUGGAGCUCUGGUGGCCCAGUUGUGCAAAGACUAUGAAAAGGAUGAAGAUGUAAAUAACUACCUGGAUAAAAUGGGUUACGGCAUAGGAAUACGACUAGUGGAAGACUUUUUGGCUCGUUCGUAUGUGAAAAAAUGCCAUAGCUACUCAGAAAUUGCUGACCUAAUCGCACAGGUUGCUUUCAAGAUGUACCUGGGAAUCACACCUAGUGUGACCCGUAACGAAUCAAGUAGAAAUGAAUUCUCUCUAAUUCUGGACAAGAAUCCUUUGGUGGAGUUUGUGGAGGAGCUCCCAGCUGGACGAUCUUCUCUUUGUUACUGUAAUUUGCUGUGUGGAGUCAUUAGAGGUGCCCUGGAAAUGAUUCAUUUGACUGCUGAUGUUACAUUCUUGCAAGACAGACUUAAAGGCGACAAAGUUACAGAAAUAGGAAUAACAUUCCUGAAGAAGUUGGAGGAGAAAAAAUACAGACGGAAAAAAUGAAGAACAACAUACAAAAGCCACAGGAAGUCAGUUUGGGAGUGGCUAAUAGCUGACUAUAUAUGGCCCUGUAGUUUUGAUCUUGCUAAAGUCAUGCAAGCUUUUAAAAAAGCAUCAUAACUUAGUCAGAAAAACAAGGAAUUGCUUGAUACCAGGUAUCACAAGACCUUUUUUUCUGCUUAUAAACUUACAUUUUCUCCCAAUCUGCAGAACCAAAGAUCUUUUAAAAUAAGUAAUUCAUUAUGUAAUAUAGCAAGCAUGAAUUCCUCAAUAUUACACAAUUCUACCUAGUCAUUCCAUACUUGUAAGGAAUGAAAAAAUGAUAAAUAGUUUACACAUCUCCUCUUAUUGAGCACACGGGGGAAAUUAGA